UUUCUUCAUACGAUGUAGUGAAGUUGAAUAAAGGAAAUAUUAAUAAUUUUUGAUAGCACUCGAUUCCAAAGGGCAACUAAAACAAUUAUUAAACUAUUAAAAGCAUAUAUGACAAAACUAGAAAUUACAUGAGAUGUCAUCAUUCUAUUCAAUUGCGUCAAAGCAAAUUAGAUUCACGUUAGACAAAGUUAUGACAGGUUAGGGUUUCAUUCAAGCAAUAAUAUUAUAAUUUACAAUAAAACAACUAAGAAUUGGGAAAAAUGUUGGAAGGGCUUGCUGCUUGGAUUUUAAACACUUAUUUAGGAAAAUAUGUUGAUCUGAACACAGAUCAACUUAGUAUAGCCCUACUGUCAGGUAAAGUCGAACUCGAAAAUCUUCCCUUGAAAAAAGAUGCAUUGCGACAUUUGGGAUUACCUGUAGAAAUAAAAGCUGGUUUUAUUGGGAAAAUCAAACUACAAAUACCAGUCAGCCAAAUCCGAUCAGCACCAUGGGUUAUUGCUAUCGAACAAUUAUAUUUAGUAGCCAGUCCUUUACCUAUAUCAGAGUGGGAUAAUGAAGCAGAGGAAAAUGCAAGACAAGAAAUUAAAUUAACAGCUUUGGAUAAAAUGGAGGCCCAUUGGAGACUUGAAAAUGAUACUAAAGACAUAAACACAUACUAUUCAACUACAUAUUCUUCUUGGAUCAAUUUUGGAGCUGGAGUUAUUUCAGAUAUUAUAGAAAAUAUACAAUUAAAUAUUGAAGAUGUUCAUAUUAGAUAUGAAGAUAACAUAAGUGUAAAUAACAAAUCAGUGGCUUUUGGUGUAACAAUAGAUUCCUUAUCCGCUCAAAGCUGUGAUGCAAAUUGGAGCCCCAGGUUUUGCCAUUUAGAAAAGGAGGGAGAAUCCUUCAAGUUGUUAGAAAUGCAAAAAUUUGGUAUUUAUUGGGAAGAUUUAGCACCAGAAAGAAUGUUGGCACAUUUAUCGUUAGCAGAUUUAGCAAUAGCAAUGUCUCCAUUUGCAACCUUAAAAAAUAUAAAGAAUUUCAUUCUUCCACCUGUAUCAACACAAGCUCACAUCAAAAAUAAUCACAGUGAACAACCUUUGAGGUCAACAGACACUCCAAGAUUCGCUUGUGAUCUAGUUUUAGACGAUGUACCCAUCACAUUAAUCGAUUGGCAAUAUGAUCAAGUCGUCAAGUGCAUUCAAGGUCUCGAUGACCUUGCCAAGUAUAGGAGGUACCGUAUUUAUCAGCCCUCAAAAACUGUAAAAGAAGAUCCCCGCUCUUGGUGGAUUUAUGCAAUAAAUUGUUUAUAUCCAGGAGGGCCCCCAAGGAUAUGCAAACCGAAACCUACUUGGGAAUCUUGCCUGAACAUUGCAAGAGAAAAUGUACUUUACGUCAAGAUAUAUAACAAAAUUUUAAUAAGUCCCACAGUAGCCUUGAGUUCUGAGGAUAAAAAAUUCAAGGAUAAAGUCGAAAAGAGUCGAGAAUUUGAGGAACUGAAGGUUUUGAGAGAGAUUGCCAUGAAGACUGUAAAACUUCCCAAACUCAAAAGUAGCACAAAUAAUUCAGCGGGACGUAGCAUGUUGGAGAAUUGGUUUCCAGGUUGGAUAGGUUGGUAUUCUUCUGCACCACCUGAAAACGAAACAUCCGAAACGUCUUCACCAGAGGUCAAACAGCUCGAAGGAGAGAUCCUACAGGUUCUUUCCGAUUCGGUCGAGAACAACACCAUAUUCAAAAGAGAUGCGGUUUUCGGAAAGUUCAAUUUUUGUCUCAAGAAAGGCAGCGUAAAUCUUUGCACCACAAUGGAUGGAGAAAUUUCACCAAUGCUCGAAUUAGAGUUUAAAAAUUUAUCAUUGAAUAUAGUGAGUAAACCACGAACUCAAGCACACUUGGUGGAACUUUCCCUUGGGGCUUUGUAUUUGAAGGAUAAAAUAACUCAAAAUUCACUGUUUUCUGUACUCGUUGGUCCUCCUGGCCUCGAAAGAGGUUAUGUCAAUCGAUCUAGGGGACCUCAAAGUCCAAGAGUUAGUGUGGUGAAUCAGCUGGAUCCCUACAAUGAAUGUUUAUUCUAUAUAGCCUAUGAGAAAAAACCUUCGAAUUCGACUGCUGAUUAUCGGUUGUGUAUCCAGUCAAAAUGCUUGGAUAUUGUUUACCAACCUAGUGCAAUAAAGUGGCUGAUCGAAUUUUUAUGUUUACCUCACAAGAAGAACAUCACUCAGUCUAGGAUCGAGGCUAUGAAGAGUAGGACUAAAAAGGAACUAAUGAAGAAUUGGGAACAAAUUUUGGGAGGCAGAAUGGUUGACAGAACCACUUGGGACCUUCAGUUUGAUAUAUCAGCUCCGCAAAUAUUUUUCGUUGAGAAUUUCUGUGAUCAAGGGGCUUCUAUGGCUGUGAUAGAUUUUGGAAGACUGCAAUUAAAAAACAACACUGAAUUUUCUGUGGUGGAAGAUGAACAAAAUAUCAGUAAAGCUAGCGAAGAAGAAGAAACGUUUUUGACGCCUUGUUCUACGCCUCCUCAGAGCGAGGCUAGCGAUUCUGAAGACCACACUUUAGAUAUCUCGAAUAUGGAACCUCUACCUUCGGAUGUUUUGAAUGAAACUACGCUUCACCAAAAGAUCUACGAAAGAUACACGGUGGAACUGACUGAUUUACAGAUUCUAGUUGGAAAAGUAAAAGACAACUGGCGGUACGCUCAUAACAAGGGAAGUUCAACGCUGCACGUUUUAGACAGAUUCAACAUAUCGGUACAAGUAGAAAGGAGGGUGAUACAUACUGUCGAUCCUUUAUAUCCAAGCUUGACAUUCAACGCCAACCUUCCAAAGUUGGUAGCACAUCUGAACGAGUCUAAAGUUAACUCGGCAAGGAAGUUACUACACAUCAUCACAACAACAGGCCUACCGUCACCUUUUAAAAGUUCUGAAUCUCUGGAAGACUCUUUGUUCGAAUCGGGACAAGACGAAGAACCUUCAAUGAGCAUGGAUACGAGCUUGGAAUUGUCAAAGCUGCUCAUGGUGCAGUUUAUAGUCGAUCAUAUGUCGUUAGAAGUGCAGAGUAGAGGUAGAAGUGUAGCUGAACUUCAGGUGUCAGGGGUUAAAGUGGCUUUAAUGAGAAGAUCAAUCGAUAUGAGUGUCACACUCACUGUGCACAGUUUGUUGCUUGUAGAUGCACUACAGACUUUUGGGGCUGAUUUCGAGCUGUUGGUUGCUAGUCAUAAGCAUGUUGGAAUGGAUUCCAUGUCUGGAAGUUUAAGAGAUAGUGAACCGACAUCUCCGAUGUCACCAGCUAGUCCAGAUCCGAAUAUUUCUAGGCCUGUUCUAACCUCACCAAUGGCUCUAACUCAAGCGUUAACCUCUUUGACAGCUUCUCCAAUGAAUCUUGAUAACAAUUUGAGAACAACUACGGUCUUAGACGCUGAAGCACUCAUCACAAUUGAGGUUAUAAUAAUCAGUGGCCAGGAACCCAUGCAGAUUGCUAACGUACAGUUCAAUAAUUUGGACAUAAUUGCCAACCAAGAAACACUGGUAGAACUGGUGGGAUUUGCAAGGAGAGUUUUUCCAAAGUCCCAAAAGUCCUCGAAUGUCAAACUUCCAACAGCUAUGCCAUCUAGUGUCAGAGCGUCAAAUGACUCCCUGCCUAGCAUCUUAGAGCCGACAAUUGGUAAAACUGAAUUAACCUUCGAUUUUCAUAGAUUGAAUGUUCUUCUACUGCGUGGCAUCAUGAAAGAUGGUAUUCUACAUGGAAAGAAAAUAUGUACUGCCACCAUGAGCGGAGCAAAGAUACAAGCUACAGUCAGUUCCAAGGUAGAGAUAGAAGGGUCUCUAGGAGGACUACAAGUGCUCGAUUUGACACCUGAAGGUCAGAUGCAUCAAAGGAUAGUUAGUGUAGGCAAGGACUUGCUCCAGGAAGAUCAAAUCCACCCUUUGUACGCAUCUGCUCUUGAUACAGAUAAGGAGAGAGCGUUUAGUUUCAAAGUUGUGCGAAGUUUGGAUUCCAAAGAUGAUAAAGACGUUGCCGAUAUAAAGAUCAGAAUGGCGUCUUUGUGGUAUACACACUCACCUCAUUUUGUAUGCGAGUUACAAUCCUGCGCUACUGAAUUCAAGCAAUACAUGUCUCACUUAGCCAGAUCGAUCAAAAUUGCUGCCACAGAUAUGGCUUUGGGUUUAGUUCAAGCAAGAGCUGAGGCUCUGGCUCAAUCACUUUACAUGAAUGCCAGAUUGUCUUCUUCCAUUUACGGAAGUGCUUUCUCACUGUCCGAAUGCUCUUCUCCGAGGAAAAGAAGAAGAAGCAGUUCCAUUGGGGCAUCCGGAUUCUCUUCUGCUAGAGAUACAAUCCCGCAAACACCCUACAGUCCGGAUGACACUGAUGACAUAGUCAUUGACAUCAAGUUAGAUAUCAUCUUGGACAGCCCUGUUGUUGUUCUUCCUAGAGGCCACAACAGCACCGAAGUGUUUAUAGCUCAUCUUGGUAGAAUAAAUGUGUUUAACAAGAACGUCAAAGAUAAUUCCUCGACCAAUGGAUCACACCAAGGGUAUUCUGAAUCUAGAACGGAGUUCUACGAAAUCGAAAUACGUGACAUGAACCUGUUUUCGUUGGAUACUAGCUCUAGGAGAUCGAAAGAACCAAGAAGAGAUCAAGCACCUAUGGUUCGGCCUGAAGUGCUAUACUCAUGUGAUACUUUAGCUAAACCAAUCUUACACGAUACUUUGGUGAAACUGAGCAUAGAAAGAGAAGUUACUAGAGGAGAUCUCAAUUAUAGCAACGAAAGUCUGUUACCUUUUGAUGAUGAUGAAUUGAGUGGUGAUAUGACAAAAAGUAACAUACAGAUCACAGGUUCUGUUGUAACGGCAUUGAAGGUUUCGUUGACGAGGAUGCAAUACGAGCAAGUUUUGGAUACGAUGCAGUGGUUAACUUCGAACCCGAAGAUCUCAGAAUCGGUUAUGAGGUCUUUGAAACCCCAGUCGGCUCUUGGUGAUAUAACAGAGGAAGAUACAGGAGUUACAACGCUCAAUAUGGAUCCCCACGUGAGAGCAAAACUGUUCCCCGCAAUGACAAAUGUGUCAAAAACGAAAAGUAUCACAUCUAGGGUGGCUAAUAUCAAAGUAUCAUUUGAACUACCGAUCUUUACUAUCGAACUCAGAGGCAACAUCCCAUCAACUGAGCAAGGUUUAAUCGAUGUGUCCUUCAGGGAUUUCGUGUUCUGUUACGAGAAAUCCCACAGAUAUGAAACCAACAUACAGGUUUCUUUAAGAUCCAUCUACAUGGAAGAUCUUCUGCAGCCUCAAGGUUCAAGACAACGCGCCAUGAUGAUAUCAUCUUCAGGAGGAGACCUUCCACCUAACGCUUCUUGUAUGUCUAGGUCCUGUCCGGACAUAACCUAUAACCAGUUCUAUCCUGCUCCUAUACAUGGGUCGCUACCUGAUCACCUUGAGACUUCAACCAUAUUUGGAAUGGCCAAUAACAAUAAACAUGGUAAUUUCAUGCCGCAGAGGAUGGAACAGAUGUAUCCUUCUACACCUCCUCCUUCUCCAACGCAGAGGAGGAAAUCAAGGAUGGAGAAGAAUCUAGUGUUGAUUUCCGUUCUUCUGGUGGAUAAGGAUGCACCAAAUUUCAAUUCGCUGUAUGAUUCGUUGAAUAUGACUGCUUCAGUCGAUUUCAACUGUUUGGACCUGGUAAUAAGUGUUGAGUCAUGGGUUGUUCUUAUAGAUUUCUUCAGUGCUUCACCUACAAGUUCUGCCAACGAUACUGACAAAGUAUCUGAAGUGACAGAUAAUGUUCUUCCAGAGAUUGUGGCCGAAAAUAUAGGAACUAACAUAACGAUAAGAUCGUUAACCAUGGUGCUAGUCAAGUCGGGAUCAGAUAUAGCCAAAGCCAACAUAUCGAAGGUUGAAAUUGGCAUAAAAACCAGCGGUGCCCAAAAAGAAGUUGAGGGUACUUUGGGGUCUAUGUCUUUGAUCGACUUGACCCCACAUGGUCAGCUAUAUAAAGAGAGGUUCACCACUUCGGGAUCCAAAGCUUUGAAGUUCAAGUAUACACGACAUACACCGGUGAGCACCAAAAACUAUGACGCUCACCUAGAGAUCGGCAUGUCCUCAGUGCUGUACGUCCACACGAAAAGAUUCGUUGCUGAACUGCAGGCUUUCUCCAAUCAUUUCACGCAGUUGCAAAGGGUUAUGGAAAGUAUUAGGGCAGCAACCAGUGGACAAAAGGUUCGAAACGAACCCUUGAAACUGUCUCUCAGUAUAUACGCUGGCUCUCCCAUCAUCCUAGUGCCUGUAAGUUCCAAAAGUUCCGACAUGUUGGUAGUCAAUUUGGGCCAGUUGUUGGUCAAGAAUCGCUUCAGGAUGUCAGGUGAUCAGAACACGAUCAGUGUGGCCUCUAAACAAUCGAAUAAGAGAACCAUUUUGGAUGUAAUGUCGGUGGAACUUCAAAAUAUGGAUUUGUUUAUGGGUCGUAGAGAGAAUGGUUCCAAGGCUCCGGUCCCUGACAGUUUUCAAUUGGGUACUGUCCGUGUGUUCAGGAAUGGACCAUCUCUUCUGACGAAGAAAUUUCAGGUCAAGUUUAGAGUUGAGAGGAAUCUGUUGAACUUCCAUCCGGAGUACAGAAUCGUGCCUGACAUGAGUAUCUAUGGGCAGUUAUCGACUUUAGACGCUACAAUAGAUUCAUCUCAGUAUCGUCUAUUGAAAGGCCUGUUCACGUUCAAUUUGGGAGAAGACACCGAGAGAAUUCUGCCAUCUGUAACAUCACCAAUAACCAGCAGUUCGUCUUCGGCAUCUGAUUCGUGGACUCUAUCAUCACUCAAAUUGGACCUACAGAACGUCACACUCAGGCUUAGAGAGAAUUCAGGGUCGCCACCCUUCACGUGUAUCAACUUCAUCAAGUCCCGACUCACAGUCGAGUCCUUCAACAAUUUGAGUCAAGACAUAGACCUGGUUUCUCAAGAGAUCUUGGUGAUGGACACCAGAUUCGACCACUCACCUGGUGGUCACCCACCCAACGUUUUCACCAACAUUCUCCAACCGGUUAAGAAGUCCAACCAGGUGGAAUUGGUCCAAGCCGAAAUACACAGCAGAAAGAGGGGAGACCACACUAAAUUCACGGUCCUGUUGAACAAUAUGAGACUGAUGGGUGUUUUUGAUUGGUGGGAAACCUUGCAGAAGUUCAUUUUUCAAAAUAUAGAGAAUGUCGACUCCAGUCCGGAACAUCAGAAGAUGCCUGUAACGAAUUGGAAGCCGGAACAGGGUACUUUUGAGGUUAAAUUGAAUAUAACCGAUUCUGAAUUGGUUGUCGUUGAAAAUACUGCUCAAUGGGAUACCAAUGCUGUGAUAUUGAAGAGUACAACUGUUAUAACCUAUAAACCGAAGAAUGUUCAAAAACCUUUGUCCUGCAACUUGAACCAUUGCGAGAUGUUCUCAUGUAUUUUGGGAAUGGAAGAUGAGACUGCCUUGUCAAUUAUUGAUCCUAUAACCUUAAAUAUAGAUAUAAAUGGUGAUAACAAACUUGAGGCGCAACUACAGUAUUUAACCGUCAGACUCUCUUACCAUGAUAUGAAAAUGUUUCUUCAAAUACUCAACUCACUUCCGAAGCAACUUUUGUCAGGUCAAAAAACUAAUGAAACUCUGAAUUACUCGAUAGAGAAUGUCAACAAGUUGGUCACUCUAGGCUUUAGCAGUGAAGAUUGUAUAACAGCUUUAGAAAAAAGUGCAAAUAAAUUGGAUGAAGCUGCCAUCUGGUUGACCAAGUAUGCAACACCAAAAAGCAACGUAGAAAAUUAUGGAGAUCUCAAAAUUGCCAUAGAUUGCAUCGAGGUUAAAGCGAAUUGUGUAUCAUUGUGCAUUAUCGAUGACUGCGGUGAUUCAGAUGUCCCAUUGCUUGAAUUUUCUCUGAAAGAUCUCUGCCUAACGCAAAAUCUAUUAGAAACAGACAAUACCGAGUUGCUUUAUAGGAAAGGUUCAUUAUCCUGUAUUUUAGCAAGCGAUUAUUACAACAGAGUUCUCUCUGGAUGGGAACCUGUGAUAGAACCUUGGAACUGCACUAUAAUUUGGCACAAAACCUUGUCAGCAGCUUUGGUUAAGAACAGGUUGAACGUUGAAGUUCGUUCCAAGGACAUUCUAAACGUCGAUGUAACCUCAACCUUGUUAGACCUCUAUAAGAAAGUCAAGGAGAGCUGGACGAAGGACUACUACAGUUUGAAGGAUAAAAAUGGGGAGAAUGGAGACAAUGAGUGCAAGCAGAUUUGUCAGUCUCCGACUUUCAAACGUAGAUCUCCUUUUGUACCUUUCGCUUUGAAGAACGAUACAGGAUCGGUUCUUCAUUUUUCUACAGUCAUCUCUGAGGUAGAUGACGUGGAAGCGACUCAGUCCGGGCAUCAGGAUGAUUCUGUUAUUACUGUGCCCCAAGGAGCCACUGUUCCGUUUUCUUUCAGUGGAAGAGAUAAAAUCAGACAUCAGGACUCUCACAAGAGAAAAAUGCAUCAGCUGAUAGUCAAGGUAGAUGGAUGGCAGCAGGCCACACCUCCAGUGUCAGUAGACAAAGUAGGAGUUUAUUUCAGGCAUGCUUUGAUUGAGGUUACAACAAGGUCAAAUAUUCAAGCAGAUAUCCCCCCAGCAAGGAUCAUUUUCGACAUCACACUAGAAGGUUCUGCAAGAAAAUUGAUCACCGUCAGAUCUGCAGUUCUGGCCAAAAACAAAUUGCCGGAAACUGUUGAGUUGAAAUUUGAGAGUCAAUAUUUGGGUUCUGGUUGGGUGCCCAGCAAGUCUGUAAAAAUAGAUUCCGGAAAAACCUUGGCUAUCCCACUUCAAUAUGCCCAUUCCGACAUUGAUGUCAGACCGGUUUGUAAUUCAGAGAAAUAUUCUUAUUGUUCGUCUUCAAUAUCUUGGAAACAGCCUAAUUCCGAGUCGGUGUACGAUUUGGCAACGUGCGUUUCCAAGAAGGGAACAAGUUACAGGUUUUGCUCGGAUAUUGUGAAGGAGAAGUUUGUCAUUGAGGGAAACUACAAAGGUGACCAACCAGCGCACCGCAUCACACUCUUGCCAACUGUAAAAAUAGUCAAUUUGCUUCCCAUCGAUCUAAUCUAUAGGAUUAAGGGUGAACAUGGACGUAUCGUUUCAGGGUCUUCAAACGCUUUAACAAGUGUUGAUCCAGAUGAGACUAUAGAAUUGAAUAUACUCGUUGAAAACUUUGUCUCCAGUACUUCUGUGAUUAUACCGGCUGCUUGUGCUACUGAUUUUGCAUGCCGUUUAAGACUGGAAGAUAAUUUGGAGAGGAAACUCUUCCUACAGGCUGUGAUUUCUUGCAAUAAAGGCGCUAAAAUCAAGAUAAGCAUUUCCGCGCCAUAUUGGAUUAUAAACAAGACUGGUCUGCCUUUGGUCUUUAGACAGGCAGGUACUAGCAGCUUGUCUGCUGGUCAAUUCGAAGAACACGAAUUCGCUAGAAUGUUACUACCCUUGCUGUUCAGUUUUUCUGAUCACGAUGCUAGUCCUACCAUUAGCGCAAGAGUUGGCAACCAUGUCAUAAGAGAUGGUACACCACAGUGGUGUUCCAACUUUCACGUUCAAAAAGGUAUCCAGGUCCGUAAACUUCACGUUACCAUGACUGAUGGUAGAUCUGACACUGUGUUCGUGGUCGGUAUAGAGGUAAGACCUGGUAAGGGUAGGUACAGGUCUACCAACAUAGUUACCAUUUCUCCGAGGUACCAAGUGCACAAUAGAAGUUCGUAUCAACUGGUGUUUUGUCAGAGUUAUUUCACGUUGACGUUGAGCAACCCAAAUCAGCUAAAGACCUCACUCAGAUUGAUGCCAAAUUCUCAUAUGCCUUUUCAUUGGCCUAGGUUGGAUCAAGAUCAAUAUCUGUGUGUUUCUAUCAAGGAUAUACCAGAUUGUUGUUGGUCAGGGGGUUUAAAAAUUGAUGCGAAUAGUUCCACACACGUUAACAUAAGAGACACUAAUGGCCGUGUGUACUUCCUCCGACUAGAAAUAGUGCUUCAAGGGGCCACUUUCUUCAUAGUAUUCACCGAUGCAGAUACAAUGCCUCCACCCAUUCGAGUGGAUAACUUUUCGGAGGUGUCUCUAACGUUCGCUCAGUCAUCCUGCAAAGAGGUACAUCACAGUACAGCUAGGGCACAUUCAAGUAUACCCUACGCUUGGGAUCAGCCCACUCAACCACCUCUCUUGAAUGUUGUGGCCCCCGGUGGUAUCAGCAAGACUUACGAUAUGAGUUCCUUAGGUCCCUCGGCUGGUCUGACAUACGAAAACUUCAUCUAUAUAGCUUUUGUUGGAACGUUUAAAAGUGAUAUACUUAAUCCUUUGGAUGUGGAGAAUCAGGAGCUUGUCCUAGAUGUGAUAAAUGGAACUCAGGUGGUGCUUGCCCGAAAGAGGCAAGGUUUGAGGUCGCAAUUGUGGAGAAUGACAUCAACCGGACAUAUACAACACGAGGGAAGUAGCCCACCUUAUCACCCUAACCAACCGAGGAGCGAACAUGUGUUGGUUUUGGAUAUCGAAGGUAACGCACCGCAACCAAGUUGCUAUUCGAGGCUGAUGCUCAGGAGGAUGGACCCCAGAAGGGUUUCGACCCAACUUUGGAGGUUCACAGAUGACGGUCUGUUAUGUUGUGCCCAUUACAAUAUGUGCGUUCAAGCACAAGAUGGAUUUUACGGUCUCAGACAAGGAUGUAAUAGCAAUUCCCUCGGAGUUUGGCAAUCGUGGAACACAGUUGUGCUAGGUUUACCUUCGACCAACUCCAGGAAACUAACAGACGCAGGAGUACCAAUAGAACAAGCUGUAGGCAGGCAAAGACUAAGACCUGGUUCGGGAUUUCUAUCAGUAGAUAUAAUCAUGGAUGGACCAACCAGGGUCUUGGUUAUAAAGGACAUGAAGGAGAAAAAGUUGUACGCGACCUCUGACGACAGAGAGUGGGGCAGCAUCGCCUUGCAACAAAGACCCCAUUUGGAUUUUACCAGAGAAGAAGAAACAGAUAAGAGGGAGUUCCAGUUUAUUGUGCAUCUACAAGGACUCGGAGUCAGUUUGGUGUGCUGUAAGACACCCGAAGAGUUGCUGUACGGUCUGUUCUCGAAUAUAGUGGCUGAGACUGUCAUUACUCCAAAGUCGAAGAUGUUUUGUGUCAGCGUUGGUAAUGUACAAGUCGACAAUCAGCUGUUCGAAACUACAACUCCAGUUGUUCUUUAUGUCACACCACCGAACAUAAGAAACAGCGAUGAAGGAGAAAACGACUUACCAGCAAUAAUGUUCCAAGCUGAGAUGCAGACGAAAGUCAAUGAAAACGCAGUGAUAUUUAAGUAUUUGAUAUUACGUUUGAAGAAUAUUUCUGUGAUUUUGGAAGAGUUACUGCUGCUGAAGUUCUGUUCCUUUGCCGGUUUCCACUCUCAAGAAGAAGAACUGAUAAACAAAGACGAGAACGACUUUGAAACUCAGCGGUUGCUGACUAAAGUAUCGACUUCACACUCAAAACGGUACUAUUUCGGGGUAUUGCAAUUGGUUCCUAGUGAAAUAAGGCUCAGUGUCAAGACUGCAAGCAAACUCAGCGGUCAUCUGCAGAGAAUCAAGAAAAAACUUGGCUUAACCUUGAUCAAGUUCGAAGAUGCAGCCAUCGAUCUGCAGGCUUUCGACAGAAAGCAUCCAUUCGAGACCUGGCAGUUUCUUUUAGAUUCAAUCAAAAAGCAUUUCAGAGAUGAAUUGAUGUGGCAAGCCGGAAUCAUCUUGGGUUCGGUGGACUUCCUAGGUAACCCCCUAGGAUUUGUGAACGACGUCUCCGAAGGCCUGUCCGGGUUUUUCCUAGACGGCAACGUAUCCGCCUUGGUGAAAAACGUCACCCACGGCAUCUCCAAUUCCGCUGCCAAGGUCACAGAGUCGCUUUCCGACGGUUUGGGCAAGGUGGCCAUGGACGAUCGACACGAGGAGACCAGACAGAGGUACAAGAGGGUGGAGACUGGCCGCAGUAAAGACCACCUCAUAGCAGGAUUCAAGGGGUUGGGCUUCGGGCUGUUGGGCGGGGCCACCAGCAUCUUCAAGCAAGUGUACGAGGGCGUGGCCAAUGACGGCAUACAAGGCGCGUUCUCUGGAAUGGGAAAAGGAUUGGUGGGCGCUCUGACCAAGCCCGUUGUGGGCGUUUUGGAUUUCGCUUCUGAGACGGCGAGGGCUGUGAGGGACUCCAGCAGUAGUAAAAUUAUAUUUGAGAGGCACAGGCUUCCUAGGUGUGUACAUGGAUAUGGUGGGCUAUUACCAAGGUAUAAUCUGAAGCAGAGUCAAGGGCAGCAGUAUCUGUACACGGUCAACGAUAAAAAUUAUAAUGAACAGCUGAUAGCCUUCGAGGUUUUGGGAAGUGCAUCAGAAGAUCUUCAGUGUAUAGUUUCCAAUGAACGGAUAAGGAUAGUUGCAAACAAUCAAGAUCUUACUCCAAUAAUAGAUUGCCACCUUAUAAAUUUGAUCAGCUGCAAGUUGUAUGAAGAGAAAGAACACUCAGAAAACAGGUAUUAUAUCGAGAUAGUCCAACAUGUGGCUGGAACCAGCAGUUCGAUACUAGUUAAUCCAGAUCCAGUCAAAAAACCUCGUGUGAGAUGUCGCAGUAUGGAAUUAGCAAGGACAGUGGCACAACAGAUAAAUUACGCAAAGAGGCUCUACACCGAAUAUCUCUAUACUUUGAAUACGGAUAAUACAGCUAUCGAAGACUGAAUCAACCAAAAUAAUUUACUUUACUUGAAUAUUACAGUAUUUGAAAUGUAGCAAUCGAUGCCAAAGUGGUGUAUUUAAGGCUUAUUUAUGAGGCAACCAAUUCGUGUUGAAUCAAGUAUAUUAUUUCAUGAAGAAAAAUAAUAAAAAUAUGUGAUAUCCCUGAGGACUUAUCAUAUGUAUUCAAUUAUCAAAUGUAUAGAAAAUUUUGUGGCAAUCAUAUUUUGGGCAUUUCAUUCAUUGUUAUUUUUUUCGCAAUAUGAAAGUUGCGAUUGCAUUUCGUUGUUUACUUUCCAGUUGUUUUUUUUUUGGAAA
Messenger RNA from Harmonia axyridis, 12974 nucleotides. RefSeq names its product vacuolar protein sorting-associated protein 13D (gene Vps13D). Lineage: Eukaryota; Metazoa; Arthropoda; Insecta; Coleoptera; Coccinellidae. Bases 261 to 12662 code for a protein of 4133 amino acids. The transcript is spliced from 49 exons. Gene Ontology annotation, cellular component: extrinsic component of membrane. Gene Ontology annotation, biological process: protein retention in Golgi apparatus; mitochondrion organization; protein targeting to vacuole. The record is from RefSeq and is a predicted model, not a curated record.